AUGGAUCGUCUUCACGUUCCAAUUAUGGCGGAUUCUCUUCUUUCCUCCAUUGACACUUUUAACACAACCAAGAUAAUCGUCACAAAUCCCACCAAGUACUCCUUCAUUGGACCCGUUCCUGAAACCAUGCUUGCUUGUGUCUCUACAUCGGGUAAUGUUCUGCAACAAUAUCGAAAGAUUCCGUCUUCGGGUCCAAGGGAGCUAACACCAACCAUGGUUCGCUCCAUUGAAGAAGCUGACAAGCCAGCGAAAAGGGGAAAGAAAACUAACACCCAGAAAGAGGCGCAUGUUUCCAAACCAACUAAGGGGCAAACCCCUAAGAAGAAAAAGUCUGACAAGGCUGCUCCAUCCCAAUCUCAACCGAAGAAGCAGAAGAAGCCUGCUAGGAAGCUUAUACUCCAAUCUUCCAGUGAUUCAGACUCAGAGUAUGUUCCUCCCAACCAUAAGUCUGUUCCUCCUUCAGAAUCCGAGAGCGAAAGCUCUGAUGACGAGGCUUCGAGUCGAGGUGAUACUCCACCUCGCUCCCCUACCCCAGAAAUUCCAGUUCGCUCCCAACCUCCUUCUCCUCCACCUGUUACCAUCCCAGUAUCCAUCCCUCCAAUAUUUCCUAUCCCCACUACUCAACCAUCCGCUACAAUUCCCAUCCCUACUCCUAUAUUCACAGACACUACUACCACCACUACUACCACAGGGGCUCAUUCUACAGCUCCCACUCCACUUGUUACAACCGAACCACCAAUAAAAACCACUCAACCAACCAAUACCAAACCCUUAUCUCAUACUCCAUAUACAGAAACCAACCCUGUUCUAGGCGGUGAGGACUUGGAAUUUGAUUCCACUUAUUUUAGUCCUUACCGUGUCCAGAGUGAUGAAGAUGAUGAUGAGCCUGUUACCAAGCGUCAUCUCAAAGCAGUAAAUGACAAAAUCGAUCAACUGCUUUCCUCCUCUUCCUCUAGAGCUUAA
Messenger RNA from Lactuca sativa (garden lettuce), 963 nucleotides. NCBI's taxonomy places the organism in Eukaryota, Viridiplantae, Streptophyta, Magnoliopsida, Asterales, Asteraceae. The record is from RefSeq and is a predicted model, not a curated record.